AUGGAAGCAAACAAAAGAUUUGCUCUCGUAUCACGUGUAAAAAGUCUGAGAAUUCUUCAUCAACGCAUUCCGCUUCACAUCGAGACUUUGAAGUUCUUCAGAAAUGGUUUUCAACUAAAUAAUAUUGAACACUCGUUUGUUGUCAAAGUCCGUGCUUCUAAAAACAAAGAGUUGACUCCUUUUCAAAAAUCCAUCAAUGAUAGACAUGGGGUACCAUUCGAUUUGGAUCGAUACGGCAACGAGGAACCGCGUACUCAUCAGUUUCCUGGAGACAUUAAAUUUGGAGAAAAAACUACCUUCGAGCCGGAAGUACCCCCUAAAGAAGCUAGGAAAUGUUUCCCUUAUACCUGCAUAGUCUUCAAAGUGAAUGAGAAGAAAUGGAUAAAGCCCAUGACUCGUAAGAUCCCACUCCGACAAGCUCUUCGAGAGCGGCUUCACUGUGUACUCAACAAGGGAACAGUUUAUGUGAAAGAUCUGUGGUUCGAUAUGGGUCAAGAGAUGUUGAGAAUCCCGGAAAGACUCAAGUUCAAAACUAAGCGACUGCACGUCAAGGAACUUUCUCAAGCAGUUUGUAACGCGUUCUCUAUGGUUCUGCGUCCAUCUUCUUUCCCUCUCAAAGAGUUUGAAUUUCAAACAAACUUUUCUGAAGACGAAGUGUUUGCUAACAAUGACAUAGUCCAUGUCACAAAGUCUUUAACUAUCAAAUUGCCUUCCGGAUACGAGGCUGUAUCAGUUUUGAGACUUGUGAAAAGUCUUGAAAUUAAAAGGCUUCAUUUGGCAAGUGUGAUGGUUCUGGAGGAUGUCUUACUACCAUUGAUUCGGGAUUGGAUUGAAACUCCCCGGAAUAUUGGCUGCACUAUAACAAUGGUAUCGAGAAUUCGAACGUGCUACCGAGUUGUAAGCCUUGCCAACAAAGAACUCAAAGAAAAGCAGAUUACGACUCGUGAAUGGAACAAUAAUCAUCACAACUGUUUGUCGAUCAAAAAGAACAACUGUGAAUUCAACAUCUUCAGAGUUCCCAUUUCAAAUGAUAUGAAAGAGUUACCGUAUGAUGACGAGAGUAUCAACGGAUCCUCACUGUGUCUGGUGAAAAUGGUAAUGGAAGCAGAAGGCACGGCAGAAAAAACUAUGUCAAGCACAACGGAUGGAACUAGUAGUGUUUGA
This is a messenger RNA of Caenorhabditis remanei, 1164 nucleotides long. RefSeq lists its product as uncharacterized. Lineage: Eukaryota; Metazoa; Nematoda; Chromadorea; Rhabditida; Rhabditidae. Bases 1 to 1164 code for a protein of 387 amino acids. The record is from RefSeq and is a predicted model, not a curated record. The transcript is spliced from 3 exons.